Molecule: messenger RNA, 1066 nt
Organism: Mya arenaria
Lineage: Eukaryota; Metazoa; Mollusca; Bivalvia; Myida; Myidae
Product: speedy protein 1-B-like
Exons: 6
Coding region: 1-993 (330 amino acids)
Biological process (GO): positive regulation of cyclin-dependent protein serine/threonine kinase activity
Molecular function (GO): protein kinase binding
Source: RefSeq, a predicted model, not a curated record
AUGUCAACCGCAUUUGAUGAGAAUGACUAUUCUUUGUGUAAAAAUGCAAACUUUAAGCCAAUUCUUAAACGACAUCCGAAGAAAAACGCACUAAAGAGACACUUGGAACAAGAAAAGGUGGUAGUUAAGCCGACACAACCAAACACGAAAAAACUGAAAAGUGACUGGGAUCUUCUUUUCUACAAUCAUGAGAGCCAGACAUAUGAAAGUAGAAACAAUGCUACUGGGCAGAGUUCUUCAAAUGGAAGCAUUGACCCGUUGUUUGCUGCUAAUUCCAUCAAGAGCAAAAAGAGACAGAGUUUUUUAGUGAAAGGAAAAGAAAUGAAAAGCUUUUUUCACUUGCUUGAUGAUGAUAUCAUCCAAGACUUCAUGCACAGAGACAAAUGCAUGAGGAUAACAGAUAAGUAUCUCAUUGCCAUGGUGUUUGCCUACUUCAAAAGAGCAGGAUACAAAAUAAGAGAAUACACACGAAUGAACUUCUUUGUAGCAUUGUACCUUGCCAACGACAUGGAGGAGGAUGAGGAAGAGUUAAAGUAUGAGAUUUUCCCGUGGGCACUUGGUGACCGCUGGCGGGACAAGUUCUCCAGGUUCCUUCUCAAAAGAGACAAUCUCUGGGCAAGGAUUGACCACAGGGCAGUUGUCAGCCGGUGCUGCUGUGACCAGAUAAUGGCUAUAGAGCCGGAGCAUCCUGUAUGGACCAGGCUGCGACCAGACCACCAUGCUGGGGCCCAGCGAGGAUACCUGAAGGGUGACGACGAUGAUGGUUAUCCCCGGGGCCCAGGAGCAUCCCCAAGGGCGUGCCAAGACUGUGACACGGACAGUGUGUAUGACUCAGCCAGUCCUCUUAGUGUAUCCUGGUACAUCUCUUCUGGCCAGACAAGUCCAAACAAUGAAGACUUGGAAUUCUUUGAAAAGCUACCCAGCUCAACAUUUGAUAUGAUAGGUUUGAAGAAGACCCUGACAGAUAAUGAAUGGCCGGCACCUGAGGAGUAAGUGUUACCGGCUAGCAGACUGAAGGGCAUAUGGACAAGUAUACAAUGGCUGACAUGUCAUAGUGUAACAUCCU